GUAGUUGUGUUCGACUUCGAUAUUUUUGGCUACGAUGGUAAAACUCUUGAUCCCAUGUGCCGAAACCCAGCCAAUCCCCACUCUGUGUCUGAUGAGCUUCUAAGAUGGUACUUCCGCCAAUCAGUCCUCGCGAAUGUCAGAGGAGCAGGGGAACCGAUCUUCGAGAAUGACUUCCCUCCAGGGACCGAUAUGAUGCGUGGGAUCCUAGCUGGUCCCUAUGCACGAGAGAGAUUUGAGUUAGAGAUAGCCGCUAGGUUGGAG
This is a messenger RNA of Tuber aestivum (summer truffle), 261 nucleotides long. Lineage: Eukaryota; Fungi; Ascomycota; Pezizomycetes; Pezizales; Tuberaceae. The record is from the annotation of a GenBank genome assembly.